Messenger RNA from Cyphellophora europaea CBS 101466, 1194 nucleotides. RefSeq lists its product as uncharacterized. The coding region runs from base 1 to 1194 and encodes 397 amino acids. Gene Ontology annotation, biological process: lipid metabolic process. The record is from RefSeq and is a predicted model, not a curated record. The transcript is spliced from 3 exons. Lineage: Eukaryota; Fungi; Ascomycota; Eurotiomycetes; Chaetothyriales; Cyphellophoraceae.
AUGGAGUCUGUGUCACCGGAUGCCAUUGUGGCCUGCUCGUGGGCGCUGGCACCACCGGCGCUACUACUGGCCGCGCUCAACUUCCCCUCGUUGUUCUACAGGAACCAACUGAGCCGAGGUUCGACCCUUGUCGCCAUCGCGGCCAGCUCUGCGAGCGUUAUCACGGGGCUUAAGAUCGAGAACCCGUCAGUUGCUUUUAUGACUGGCCUCCUUGAAUGCUGGAUCGUCAUAUGGGCGUCAGUCUUGCUGCUCCGCUUCAACCCACCGGCCGACUUUGCCCGCCUUCGCUAUACCAAAGCACCACGAAAUCUCUCGGAAUUCGAACAAGACGGUAAAGUCUGGCAGCGAUUUCCAGAGACCAUCUCUCUGGCGAGACUGUCUUGGACAGCAGACUUGCUCAUCAGCUUCCGUCGCGCGGGCUGGUCGUUCGAGCACGGUCCAAGCGGAGCGGAGAAGAAACCAGAGAAAAGCCCAAAGGCACGCAAGGAGUGGCCACCGGUCGGCGUACUGCCCGCCGUUGUCAAGGUUCUGCUCGAUUAUCUCACAAUCCAGGGCGUCAACUGGACUUCACCGCGUCUCGAGCACAAGAUCGAUUCGCCCCAGCUGCUGCAAGCUUUGCACGUCGGCACUUGGAUUCUGGCGAGCAUUCCAUUCAUUAACUUCUGUCAUUCCUGCUGGAUGGUUCUUGGCGAGCUUGGCCAAUGGCUGUCUCCAUCGGACAUAUACGUAAGUCUGGACUACAAUCCCAGUCCUUGGGGUCCAGUGGGAGCUGUCAUCGAAUAUGGUCUUGCCGGUCUGUGGGGAGUGACAUGGCACAACUACUUCAAGUUUGGAUUCCAGUCUGCCUCAGAUCUGGUGUUUCCGCGCUCAACAAACCCGAAGACCAAAGCCAUUCUUCGCCUGGCCAGGGUGUUCUGGAGCUUCUUCCUCUCGGGCGUGAUCCAUUUCUGCGGGUCGUACAUGCUGCCGGGCCCAACUCAGCCGCUGAAGGAACUGGCUUUUUUCCUGCUGCAAGGAGUUGCCGUCGCGCUGCAGGUCUCGUUCUUUGAUCGAAUGGUUAAUCAGCAAUGGCGGCGGGUCUUGAACCCUAUCCUGGUCUGCGCGUGGUUGUACUUCACGGGCCCGUUAAUCAGCGAAGACCAAAGGGCCGGUGGAAUGUGGAGUAGUACCGAGACGGUGGAUGCGGUGCAAUGA